CAUUUAAUAAUGAUCACAAACCUUUUUAAUUAACCAGAAAUAAGUAAGACAAUAAUCUCAAGUCUUAAUUUAAAAGACUUAGCCAAAUUAAGCAGAUGUAAUCGAUAUUUCAAAAACUAACUUAAUUUCGUUAUGAAAAAGUAUUUAGAAUAAAGAUUAGUGCAUUUUAUAAAUGUAAUUUUAUUUUAAUAUUCUUUUAGAGUCUAAGAGAAAUUUAUAAUUUUCGUAAGAAAACAAUACCUGUGUUACCAAAAGAUUUGUAUAGAGUACCAAAAAAUAUGGAAAUAAAGAUAAAAGAAAAAGGGGUUCAAAUAAUUAAGAUUUAACUCAAGGAUCUUCCAAAAGAAUUUGUUAGAUUAAAUUGGCAAUCAGUUAAUAUUGAUGGUAUUCUACCAGAAGAGAGUAAAUUAAACACCUAAGAAAAUAAAGCAUUUAAAUAUAAUGAGAAUUAUAUUGUAAUAAAUAGAUCAUUGAUUGAUUAAGGAUUGAAUUAUGAUUUUUUAGAAGUAAACGAAGAUUGUUCAAAAGAAAUAUUAGAAAAAAUAGCUUAAUCUUCAGAAUUUGCAAAUUAUUAAUUAAAUGAUAUGCAAAGUAUAUUGAGUAGAUAAAAAGAAAUACUUGAGAGAGUAAAUUAGAAUAAGUAAAAAGUGAUAAAGUAGAAAUAAGAACAAGAACCUAAUUUAUAAUAAUUAGACAAUGUCUAAAAAUUUGCAAUUAUCUUAUGCCAUGGUGGAUAUUUUUGUUUAGGAGUUUUUGAUAAUACAGGUUGCAUUUAUCAUAAAAGUGAUCAUCGAUAUGUUGUAAGAGGAAAGGCAGGAGGCAGAUAACUUAAUAAAGAUUCACAUUCAGGAUCAAAUAUUAAAUCUAUUGGAUCUCAAAUAAGAAGGGCUUAAGAAAAGAAACAUUAAGAAAAGGUUAAUAGUAUACUUAAUGAAUCAUUACCAAUUUUGUAAACAUGCCAAAUUCUGUUUCUUUAAGCUCCAGGAAUAAAUUAAUAAUUAUUAAUCUAGAAUGAAGAGCCCUUAUUCUUAUUAAAGGAUAAAAUAAGAUCUAUAUGUUUAACAGCUAAAAAGGCAAAUUAUACAGAAGUUGAAAGAGUUUAUAAAUCAAUAACAAGUGUGUAUCUAAUUUAAAAGGAAGAGUCUUUUUUCUUUUGA
Molecule: messenger RNA, 1157 nt
Organism: Paramecium sonneborni
Lineage: Eukaryota; Ciliophora; Oligohymenophorea; Peniculida; Parameciidae
Source: the annotation of a GenBank genome assembly